This is a messenger RNA of Daphnia pulicaria, 3569 nucleotides long. RefSeq names its product protocadherin-16-like. Gene Ontology annotation, molecular function: calcium ion binding. The record is from RefSeq and is a predicted model, not a curated record. Bases 589 to 2328 code for a protein of 579 amino acids. The transcript is spliced from 15 exons. Gene Ontology annotation, cellular component: plasma membrane. Gene Ontology annotation, biological process: homophilic cell-cell adhesion. Lineage: Eukaryota; Metazoa; Arthropoda; Branchiopoda; Diplostraca; Daphniidae.
UGAUGGCAUCCUGACUGCACGAAGUGGCCUGAACUACGAAGAAAACAGCCGUUUCACGCUCGUUUUACAGGCUGAAGAUCUGGCAAAAGAGCCUGGAGCUGCCUUAACCAGUACAGCUACUGUAAUGGUCGAAGUUCUUGAUGUUCAAGACCAGCCUCCAGUGUUUUUAAACGCACCCUAUCGACCUGUCAUUCAUGAGAACAGUCCAGCCGGCCAUUCACUAAUGAAAGUACUCGUGCGAGACGGAGACACUGGUCAACCUCGAGAUUUACAGCUUGACAUCGUCGACGACCCUCUAGGAUAUUUUCGUGUAAGUUCAUUCAAGAUGAAUGACAACAUUGGAACUGCCAGCAUUGUGGCAUCUGACAACCCAAUUGAUCGCGAGGAUCAAGUUAUACUGCGGAAUGGAGGCACCUAUUCAUUUGGGCUGAAGGCAAUUGAGUUGAUUGACAAUAAGCCUAUAGGCGAUUUUACCGUAGAAAAUGUCACCGUGAUGUGAACGACCAACCUCCUGUAUUUAAUCAGGCACAAUAUUCAAUCGGAAUUCCGGAAAAUCUCGAUAUUGGGGAAGCAUUGCCUGGUCUUGAUAUGACCGUUUCGGAUUCGGACACUGGCGUACAUAGUCAAUUUGGGUUAGAGUUGAUCCCAUUGCGAAAUGCCGACAAUAUCUUUGAGGUUCACCCGAUGUCUGCCACAGGCCGGACACCUGUUCUUAUCAAAGUUACCGGAGCUGAUAAGCUCGACUAUGAGAACCCUGACCGGCGGGAAAUGGUUGUACAAGUCAUAGCUAGAGGUGGAGGCAGACGUCUCUCAUCUACUGCCACACUGACCAUCCUGUUAGUCGAUGUUAACGACAACAUCCCGAUCUUCGAUGAGUCUUCCUAUAGUUUCAAUGUGGUUGAGAAUUCCGCACCUGGCUCGUUAAUUUCAAGGCUGAGUGCUACGGAUGCCGACAGCGGUGUGUUCGGACAAUUACGCUACGAGUUACGUGGCUUUGGAGCUGAGCGCUUUUCUGUUAACUCGUCUACCGGUGACCUAAAAGUUGGAGUAUGCGGACUUUCGACUUGUUUAGAUUAUGAGGAUCAGGACAUUUUUACUUUGACCUAUACUGUCAUUGACGGAGGGGGGAAAGCAACAUCAGUGCCGCUUACCAUUAAAAUUGAUGACGUUAACGACAAUCCGUCCGUUUUCGAGCAAAAUCAAUGCAGGCGACUCAUCCAAAAUAGAGCUCUUGACUUCGAUCCACAAUUAGUGGUUAAGGCUACAGAUAAGGAUAGUAUUCGGAAAGGUCAUUCACCGCCAAUUCAAGAUGGCAGGAUUUCCUACUCCAUUGUGGCAGGCAACACUGCAGACAACUUAUUCAAUAUUGGGCGCGACAGUGGCAUUCUUGAUGUUACUCGUCCUAUCAAUGCCACUGAAUUGGGCGAGGUUAGAUUUGUGCUCAUAGUGCGAGCGACCGAUUCCGGCACACCACCCCAGCAUGCUGAUACCGUGGUGACAAUUACGGUGGGGGCUGUCGAUGGAAACGAUCCCCCCAUUUUCCAACAGAACCAGUAUCACGUCAACGUUGUCGAGCGGGCAACGCCAGAUUCAUUUGUUAUUCAGCUAAAUGCUACUGAUCCGGAUGGACCUUCAGAUAAUUUGCGCUAUCGCGUCGUCGGAGGCACAGCCGUCGAUUGGUUCACCAUUGAUGAAGUGUCAGGAAUCGUUCGGGUUGCAAGAGGUGGCGCUCUCCAAUGGGAUCAAGAAGCUCCUCUUCUUACUCUGGCAGUAGCUGCAGUUGACCAGGGCCAGCCACUUGCUCAAUCAGCUACCGCAACAAUCACCAUACAGGUGGAAGACAUCAACCAUAAAUCACCAAAUUUUGAUAAACAACUUUUUAUCCAUCACGUAGCCGAGGUUACACCUGUUGGAACUCGGGUUCUGGCUUUAGGUGCCAGUGAUCCCGACACUAGCUCACAAUUAAGAUUUCGAUUAACUGAGCCAUUUCAGAUAAGAAAUAAAGAAGGCUAUUUGCGCGACGAAGUUGAAAGCGAGUACUUCUCAAUUUCCGAAUCAACCGGUAUCUUAACCCUUACGAAGCCGCUCGACCACGAGAAUGCUGCUGUUGUUAUGUUCCGAGCGGAAGUUACAGGCAUGAAUGCUAAUGCAGAAUAUCCCAAUCAAACGGAUUUCGCUGAGGUUGCAAUUUAUGUUCAAGCGCAUACUGAUAACGGAUAUUCUCACCGCCGUGGUCUCCAGCUCACCCGAUUAUCAGAGCGGAAGUGGUUGAAGAACAAGAUCCGGGCAUUAUCUUUCUCACUCUUCAAGAAGAAGUUCCGUUAUUAGAUACUGCAUGCUGCACAUGAUCCUGUCACUGGUCUUCUUAUAUCUCAUUUUGAGCUUGUGGCUGAACCAAAACAAAUCAGCGAAAGCUUAACGAGGAGUCUUCCCGAUUCAGGAACACCACUCGAAUCUUUAUUUGAUCAAAUUCGCUUCAACGAAACUGAAUCCAUGAAUGAUACAACGAAUUCAAUGCUGGAUCCGGGUAUUUCGUCGUUGAUCGAGCUCAACAAAUUAACCGGGGAACUAACUUUUAAAAGGCGCAUAGAUUAUGAAUAAUUAGCCAACAAGACUCUGCAGUUUCAAGUUCAGGCAAUCGCUGGGGAAGCGGAGGAUAAACGAAUGAGUUUAGCGACAGUGAAACUCGAUAUAUUGGAUGCCAACGACAACAGUCCAACGUUCAUUGAAGAGGAGUAUAAAGUAAAAAUAUCAGAGUCCAUUCACCAUCCGGAUGGUUUGGUCACAGUGUCAGCAACAGACAAAGAUUCUGGGAAAUUCGGACAGAUCUUGUAUUAUGUUUCGGGCGAUGGAGCUGAUCUAUUCGUCAUCGAUGAUCCAACUAAUGGAAUAGUCCGUGUGGCUCCGAACGUUUCGCUUGAUCGAGAGAAACAACCUAGUUACACCUUUACUGUCAUUGCUGCGGAUCAACCGCAAGGCAGUGAAGAGCAAAAGCGCUCCUCUGCUUUGGUAAUGGUAGAACUGAUUGAUGUGAACGACAAUGCUCCUGCUUUUACUCAACCUUCCUAUACUGCCGUUGUUCCGGAGAACGCCCCGCUCGACUGGAGCGUCUCCCAAGUAGAAGCCCUAGAUCCUGAUCAUUUAUAGUUGAGGUAAAAUGAAAUUGAAUUAAAAUUCCUAGUCAGUUUAAUGCAUUCUUUCAUUCGGAUAAGUUUUUAAAUUGAAUUCUAAAUUCUAGUACAUACUGUUAUUAUUUCUGUUUGCCCGGAAGCGGGUUGGAUCCGAAGACUGGUGGGCGGAAUGGGCAACUCACUACAUAUUUUUUUCUUUUUUUUAGAAUAUUUGCAUAAUCGUAGUCACUAAGAAGAAAUAACACAAUGAUUGGAACUCUGAACGAUGACGAUAACAUCCCAUGGUUCUUAUUUGAACUUUUUUCAAUUCUGUUACUCGUUCGAGUACACCUCGUUAUCUUUUCUUACAAUGGAAACACUUAAUACUAUAAAUAACAAACACUAAAAAUAAAACAAUUAAAAUGACGAAAUAAUGUACGAUGAACAAUGAUCUAUAUG